AUGCAGUUCUCCGCCCUUCUCACCGUCGCUGUCCUCUCCAUCGUCAGCCUGGUUUCAGCAUCACCUCUCCAGGCAAGACAGACCAUUGAUCCACCUGCCAGAUACCUCCUUCAAACCAAGGUGGUCAAUGGUGCUCACAAAGACUCCGGUACCAACAAGACCGACUUGUGGCUCUACUCAUACCACACUGGUGCGGGGCUCGGUGAUGCCGCCCUCUCGUCCAACAAGUCAUGGGCAUGGCAAGGCUACCUGAACGAGUCUCAGCAACUCUUUACCUACACUGGCAAUCUCGGUGGUCCCUGGCCCCUGUCGAUCGGCUAUGGCCCCUAUCAGCAAUGGAACCAGGUGGGAAUCAGCAUCGCCGGCAUCACUAGCCUUUAUGCUGGCUUCUUCUUCAACUCAUCUGGACUCCAAUUCAAUGCCAGCACCGGUGGCUGGUUGGCUUGCGAUUGGUGGCACGGUGUCCCUCAACUCUUCCAGGCCAAUGGCUACCCCUACGGACCUCUUCCGAACUCCUGCUCCAAGGUUGAACUUCAGCCAGUGGCAGUCUGA
This is a messenger RNA of Fonsecaea erecta, 552 nucleotides long. RefSeq lists its product as hypothetical. Lineage: Eukaryota; Fungi; Ascomycota; Eurotiomycetes; Chaetothyriales; Herpotrichiellaceae. The transcript has 3 exons. The record is from RefSeq and is a predicted model, not a curated record. The coding region runs from base 1 to 552 and encodes 183 amino acids.